AUGAAACAGUACCUACCUAUGAAGCCCAAAAAGUGGGGAUUCAAGUUCUUUGUACUUGCAGACAGUGGGGGUCUUAUUCAUGAUUUCAUUCCUUAUACAGGGUCCAUUCAGCCUGUGAAUAAAGAAGGUAUUCCAGACCUUGGUGCAUCUUCAAACAUAGUCUUGCACUUGGCUGAGACAAUGCAAAGUAACAGGAAUCACCUUCUCUAUUUUGGCCAUUGGUUUACAUCUGUUCCACUUAUAAAACACAUGGCUGAAAGAGGUAUCUGGUGCUGUGGAACGGUAAGGCCAUGUCGGCUUCCAGGGCUAAAGUUAGUAUCAGAUACUGUCCUAAAGAAGAAAGGUAGAGGCACAUUUGAGGAAUGGAAGUCAUCUGGUGAUGGGAGUCAGUUAACAGCAGUCAAACGGCUUGAUAAUAAAGGUGUGACCUUGCUUUCCACCUUUGCUGACAGCCAACCAACUCAUACUGAACAACGUUUUGACAAAAAAAUGAGGAAAGUUAUAGCGAUCCCACAGCCGAACAUGGUAAAAUUGUACAAGAAGAACAUGGGUGGUGCAGACCUGGCUGACUGUCUGUUAUCAUUGUACAGAAUUCCAGUGAGAUCAAAGAAAUAUUACCGUAGACUAAUCUUUCAUAUGAUUGACAUGUGCAUUAAUCAAGCUUGGUUGCUCUACAGAAGAGAUUAUGAGACAGCAGGGCUUUCACAGGAGAAAAAGCAUUCCUUACUGUCCUUCAGAAUGUCUGUGUCUGAGUCACUCAUUAGGGCAGAAAAGUAUGUGCCUAAAAGAGGUCGUCCAUCUUUAUCUAAGAAGACAGCUGAUCCACCCAAGAAAAGGCGUCAAAAGAUGGGUCAGGUCAGACCACAGAAGGAUGUGAGGUUUGACAAAGUAGGUCACUUCCCUGAAGCAAAAGAUCCUCGUUUGUACUGCAAGCGACUUGGUUGUAAGGGUCGUGCAAACAACAGGUGCAUGUAA
This is a messenger RNA of Macrobrachium nipponense, 975 nucleotides long. Its product is annotated as piggyBac transposable element-derived protein 3-like. The transcript has a single exon. The record is from RefSeq and is a predicted model, not a curated record. NCBI's taxonomy places the organism in Eukaryota, Metazoa, Arthropoda, Malacostraca, Decapoda, Palaemonidae. The coding region runs from base 1 to 975 and encodes 324 amino acids.